AUGACUAGAAAAAAGGUGAAACUUGCUUUCAUUGAGAAUAAUACCGCAAGGAAAUCUGCGUACAACAAAAGGAAAAAGAGUUUAGUGAAGAAGGUUGAUGAACUAACAGCCCUUUGCGGUAUCGAUGCUUGCGCUAUAAUUUAUGGCCCGUACGAUGCUCAACCUGAGAUCUGGCCAUCUCCGUCCGGAGUCCAAGAGGUGCUUUCGAAAUUCAUGACUGUGCCUGAGGUUGAACAAAGCAGAAAGAUGAUGAAUCAAGAGAGUUUUCUGAAACAAAGGAUUUCGAAGAGUGAAAAGCAACUUCAAAAACAACGGAGAGACAACAGAGAGAAAGAGACAACCAUGCACAUGUUUCGGUGUCUCAAUGCUGGAAACAUUGUGCAGAACAGUAUGUCGGUAGGUGAUUUGAAUGAUCUUUCUUGGAUGAUUGAUCAUAAUUUGAGGGCUAUUGGAAGAAGGAUGGAAUCAGAUGAUAGGGAAAAUAUUAUUCACCAAUCACCACCACCACCGCCACCACCAACCGCGCCUAACAAUAAUGAAAUUGCAAUGAUGGGUCAUGGCCAUGCUGGGAUGGCUAUGAAUAAUAAUGACCUGAUUCAAAGCCAGAUGUUUAUGGACAUGGGGAUGAAUGGCUAUGAAUAA
Molecule: messenger RNA, 642 nt
Organism: Vicia faba (fava bean)
Lineage: Eukaryota; Viridiplantae; Streptophyta; Magnoliopsida; Fabales; Fabaceae
Source: the annotation of a GenBank genome assembly